AUGGCCUACCGGAUGAAGAUGUUCAAGAGCCAGAAGCCCUCGUCGGUUGACCUGCGUGACCUGCGCGUCUCCGACUUCAAGAGGGUUCCCGGCUUCAACUAUGUGUCGGCGGAGGACGAGCACACGGACAACUCGCUGUGGAUCGAAGGACGAGUCGGCGACGUGUUUGUCAACACGCCGAAAAUGUUUCAGAGCGUCAUGUCCGUUUGGUGUGCCCGGCCAUCCGACCUCGGCUCGGACAUGUGGCUAGCCGUCGUCGAGAUUCCGAGCAAGCAGCAGAACGCGCCCCUGUUCGGCACGUUGGAAUCCGGAUUCGUCCCGGCGUGCCGCCGGUGCCGCUUCCUCGCCAAUUUUUGGCUCGACCAGUUUGUCGACAAAGUUGCCUCCGAGCUCCUGCUGCUCGACUGCGCGGCGGAACCGGCCCAUCGCGGCUGA
This is a messenger RNA of Emiliania huxleyi CCMP1516, 435 nucleotides long. RefSeq lists its product as hypothetical. The record is from RefSeq and is a predicted model, not a curated record. The coding region runs from base 1 to 435 and encodes 144 amino acids. NCBI's taxonomy places the organism in Eukaryota, Haptophyta, Isochrysidales, Noelaerhabdaceae. The transcript has 3 exons.